This is a messenger RNA of Ictalurus punctatus (channel catfish), 6875 nucleotides long. RefSeq names its product large tumor suppressor kinase 2 (gene lats2). Gene Ontology annotation, cellular component: spindle pole; nucleus. The transcript is spliced from 8 exons. The coding region runs from base 620 to 4057 and encodes 1145 amino acids. The record is from RefSeq and is a predicted model, not a curated record. Gene Ontology annotation, biological process: regulation of organ growth; hippo signaling; positive regulation of apoptotic process. Gene Ontology annotation, molecular function: ATP binding; protein binding; protein serine/threonine kinase activity. Lineage: Eukaryota; Metazoa; Chordata; Actinopteri; Siluriformes; Ictaluridae.
GACGCCUGAGGAAUGUUAACAAUGCAGUAAGUGUCCAACUUUGUACUGCAUUUCUACUUGUGCCGUGAGUAACGAGAAAAUGGAGGACAGGCUCGCGAAACGUAAAGUGUGCUUUUAUUAACGGGACGAUUCCAGCUGUCGGUAAAUGAAGUACGCGCGUGCGAAAGCGCACAUCUUGUUCAGUGCGGGAUUUCACGCUUCUCUUACAUGGCAAAGAUGCAGACCAGGCUGGAGUGGAAGCAGCACACAGGCUUAACCCCUUUUGUGUUAGGGGAGGUGGGGGAUUGUGCCCCCUAAAAGGACCAUGUGCUCCAGUAGGACCUUGAAGAUCUACUAAGUUUACACAAGAGUCCAUCUGGGUGGGGGCAUUAGCUGCCAUUCAUAGCUCAGCAUUGGGUGUGUGAGUGUGUGUGAGUGAGUGAGUGAGUGUGUGUGUGUGUGUGUGUGUGUGUGUGUGUGUGUGUGUGUGUGUGUGUGUGUGGGUCUAUGAAUUUAUUUUUGUUAUUUCUUCUCUGCUUCUGCAAUUGACUUGGUAUGUGUGAGUAAGCGAGUGAAUUUGCCAGUGUGCAGGGGUGGGGGUGUCUGUGAGUGUGUACCAUAGGUUAGGGUGGGUCUACCCAUGCGGCCGAAAACUUUCCCUGCAGCCCCAUAUGUGGGCAACACACGCCAAAGGCUCCAGGAGAUCAAGGAAGGACUGAAACAGCCAGCUAAGAUGGUGAGCCAGGCGCUGCAUGGAGGCAGUGCCCGAGGAGAAGGGAGCAGAGGGGGAGACUGCAAAGGUAAAGACCAGGCUGGCCGUCAGCAACAACUUCGUCAGCCCCAGAAGUUCAACAACUACCAGAAUGCCCUGCGAGAGAUUCGCAAGUCUCUCAUGCCUUUUGCUAAUGAGUCUGGUCCAGCAUCCAGCUCCUCACACCCAGGUGGAGACGUAAACAGGCAGAUGCUGCAGGAGCUUGUCAACGCUGGGUGUGAUCAGGAAAUGGCAGUACGUGCAUUGAAGCAAACUGGCAGCCGUAACAUCGAGGCAGCAUUAGAGUACAUUAGCAAGAUGGGCUAUCUGGACCCUCGCAAUGAGCAGAUCGUGCGUGUCAUCAAACAGACUUCUCCAGGUAAAGGUGGCAUUGCAAAUUCAGUAGAUCACAGGCCAGCAAUGGAGAAUUCCAGUGAAGGUGCUAUGCCCCCUUACCACCAAAUGGGACCACCGUUAUAUGAGGGAGCUGGCUAUGGGUCAGAGGGGGAGAUGGCACGUCCAUAUAUGGGUGGACCACCAGUCAUGAACUACAUGAUGCCACCUACUAACUCAGCACAGGGUCCUUCAAUGGGGAACCCAAUGGCUCGGCCCCCCAGCAUGGGUGCCUAUCCACCAGCCAUGACUUCUCAGAAUGCCCAAGGAACCGCAAUUUACCCCUCUGGUCCUGCUCAGCAGAAAGGAUACACAGGGGGCAUGGAUCAGGCUAUGAUGGGCUACAGUGUGUCUGGUCCACCCAUGCAACUCCAGCCCCAGCCACCAGGGGGCCCUGGUCCUCAUUAUGACUACAGACCUCUUAUAAUGGAGCCCUCUGGCUAUAGUGUUAAACGGAGUGCUUCUUUUCAGAACAAGAUGCCCCCUCUGGCACCGGACAACUAUGUCAAUAUGCAAGGCAAAGGGGCUAUAGGUCAAAAUGGUGGUGGAUACCCUCCUAACCUUUAUCUGCCUCCUCACUCACACCCCCGCCAGGCUAGCCCAACUUCACACCAAGUCCACAUGAUGUCACGCUCCCCUGGAGGAGCAGCUGCUAUGGGUCCUGAGUUCUCAGAUAUCCCUCAAGGUCUUCUCACGCCUUCCAGGGCCAGCCUCAACCUUGACCUAUAUGACCACCACUGGGCUGGAGCUCAAGGCCCAGAGGCAGCAACUCCAGCCAGGCAGCCACAGGGGCCUUUCAGAGGGGAGGUACGUGUCCCCAGCAGGACUAAUUCUUUUAACAACCACCAAAAGGUGAAUGUAAGACAAGCAAUGGCCCCUGCAACCAAUGUAUCUAGCAAACAGGAGGCUGGAAUGGGGCCACCCAACACCAUCACUGCAGUGACUUCUCCACCAAUUCAGCAGCCUGUGAAGAGCAUGAGAGUCAUGAGACCAGAGCCAAAGACUGCAGUCGGACCAUGCCACCCAGGCUGGUUAGCUGCACAGGCCCAGGAUACUCCUGAGACUCACGGGUACUUGCCAGACGAAAGUUUUACCUUGGAAUCCUCUCAGGAGCCCCGAUGUCCACCACCACCAUACCCCAAAACGCUGCUUAUGUCUGGAGCUACGGGUGUACAGGAAACUGCACCCUUGGAAGCUGGAGGCAUAGCUGGAGCUCCAGACCACAGUGCCCCAGGUAGGCCUGUCCCAAGUUCCCCAGCAGGAAAGCCAGAAGAGCGUGCCACCAAAGAUAAAGCAAAGCCAGGAAAAGGAGAGAAGAUUGUGAAGGAUAAGAAGCAGAUUCAGACUUCACCAGUACCAGUGCGGAGGAAUGCCCGUGAUGAAGAAAAAAGGGAGUCACGCAUCAAGAGCUAUUCUCCCUUUGCUUUUAAAUUCUACAUGGAGCAGCAUGUAGAAAACGUUAUGAAAACCUACCAGCAGAAGCUAAAUCGCAGACUGCAGCUGGAGCAAGAGAUGUCUAAGGCUGGUCUGUCGGAAGCAGAGCAGGAGCAGAUGAGAAAGAUGUUGAACCAGAAGGAGUCCAACUAUAACCGACUGCGGCGUGCCAAGAUGGAAAAAUCCAUGUUUGUGAAAAUUAAAACGCUUGGAAUUGGGGCCUUCGGAGAGGUGUGUCUGACCCGUAAGGUGGACACAGGAGCUCUGUAUGCCAUGAAGACUCUCCGAAAGAAAGACGUCCUGAACCGGAACCAGGUGGCUCAUGUUAAAGCAGAACGGGACAUCCUUUCGGAGGCCGAUAACGAAUGGGUAGUCCGACUGUACUACUCAUUUCAGGAUCGAGACAGCCUGUAUUUCGUUAUGGACUACAUUCCAGGAGGAGAUAUGAUGAGCCUACUAAUUCGUAUGGGGGUUUUCCCUGAGCCAUUAGCCAGGUUCUAUGUGGCAGAACUGACACUGGCUAUCGAGAGUGUUCAUAAGAUGGGUUUUAUCCACAGAGACAUCAAACCUGAUAACAUCCUCAUUGACCUGGAUGGACACAUCAAGCUUACUGAUUUUGGCUUGUGCACGGGGUUCCGCUGGACACAUAACUCAAAGUAUUAUCAGAAAGGGAACCAUAUUCGCCAGGAUAGUAUGGAACCCAGUGACUUCUGGGAUGAUGUGUCUAACUGUCACUGUGGUGACCGGUUAAUAACACUGGAACAACGUGCAAACCGUCAACAUCAGCGCUGUCUUGCACACUCCUUAGUGGGCACUCCUAACUACAUUGCCCCUGAAGUGCUACUUCGGAAAGGAUACACUCAACUGUGUGACUGGUGGAGUGUGGGAGUGAUUCUUUUCGAGAUGCUUGUGGGCCAGCCUCCAUUCCUUGCGCCAACCCCUACAGAAACACAGCUCAAGGUGAUAAACUGGGAGAACACGUUGCAGGUGCCUCCACAAGUCAAACUGAGCCCUGAGGCCAUUGACAUCAUAGGACGUCUCUGCUGUUCAGCAGAGGAGCGUCUGGGAGGAAAUGGUGCUGGGGAGAUAAAGGCCCACCCUUUCUUUGCUCAGGUGGACUUCUCCAGCAACCUUCGCACUCAGCCUGCUCCAUACCGACCGAAGAUCGCUCACCCAAUGGACACGUCCAACUUUGAUCCAGUGGAAGAAGAAGGUGGCCCAGGGGCAUGGAGUGACAGUGGAGACAGCACUCGUGCUUGGGAUACCCUCUGCUCUCCAAACAGCAAACACCCUGAACACGCCUUCUACGAGUUCACCUUCCGCAGGUUCUUUGAUGAUAAUGGCUGUCCGUUCCGUUACCCUAAGCCCCUUGAAGAAACACAAGGGCCCCCCAGCAGUAGUGGGGCUAGCAGCUUGGGCCCCGAGGAGGAAGAGGAUGAGGAAGAAGUGGAGGGGGGAGAAGAAGAGCAAGGAGAGGGGUGUGAGCCUGUAUAUGUGUGAGACAUGGGGAAUGAGUUCACGUGUCGAUUUAGCUUCACCAGUCGGGCUUUUAUUAAAUAGCACACAAUACACCAGACAAUCCUGCGUGUUUAAGGUUUGGUUGAAAGGUUUGGAGAGAAGGGAAUUACGGACGGAUGGUCAUGGAGAGAGAAAGAUCGUGCUAUGUGAAAUACAUAUUAUUACUCUAAUAUUAUUGUCCAGAAUCUUUUACUUGUUCACGGAUAUGUACGUCUAAUGGAAACUGCAAUCUGGGACCAAUAAGUGUGGACUGUGGCAGAUUGGGUGUAACACAGGAUGAUGUGUCUCUCUGCAAGUUUCUCUGUCAGUGAAGGUGACACAGCAAUUCCUAAUUCCAGAUGAGUAACUGUGAUCAUAGUGCAGGGCUAAACCAGGGGUGGUGGUGUUUUUUUGGUGAUUAUUAACUGUGUGCGUCAUAUGACCACACAACUUAAUCCGAAUCCUUCUACCCGAAUAAUAUAAGGGCCCAAAUACACUCAGAUGUGUCGUUCCUUUUGCAAGUAUCUGUAGAGACACCCAUGUGAGUCUACCAUGACUGGCAGAUCAGCGACUGGUUUUAAACCUUGAAGGGUUUAUACAAUAAAAAAAAUAGAUGUCUGUUUGGAGCCUGUUAGUCCCGGGAGAAAAUGCACCUAUGUGAAGAUAAGAUAUGGCUCAGGUUGUUUUCUUGCUUGUGUUAAGGAAACUUCUGUAUGAAUUACAGAAUAUUUUGGUUUGAAAGUGAUUUCACAGUGUCGCCUAGUGAUUUCAAAAACACAGAGUAACGCUCUACCUGAAAGAAAAUUUAUAUAUAUAUAUAUAUAUAUAUAUAUAUAUAUAUAUAUAUAUAUAUAAUUUUUUUUCAUUUGCUACAUAUAUGUAUUACAUUUUCUGACUUUAUCUGCACCUCAGAGCUUUCACAGUUAUGACAUUAAUGUUUAAGCUGAUCCUCUAUCUGUAACGAUUCGUGGCACCACAAUUCUUUAGGAGUAAUAAUUACUUCCUGGUUUCUCUUGGUAUCUGGACCUUCCCCAAUGCUUUAAUAUUAGCACCUAGGCAUAUUCUGAAUAUCAAUUUAAAGUGUUUCUCAUCAGUUAUUUACUAUUUCACUCAUAUACUGUAUAUAUAAUAUACAGAAAUGGAUAUGUUCAGCUCAAUAAGGAGUCUUAACGAUCAGGGGACGUAUUUUAUUUUAUUUUUUUUAACAUCAAUCUAAUGUAGAUUCACUGGCAACACUUGUACCCAAAACAUAUUUACAUUUGGCAAUUUUUAAAGUGAUUGCACCACACGCAUACACUGUACAGUGUUAAACAUGAAGUCUCUGACUAAAAUAUAAAGACAGUAGUAAACACUUUAUAACACAGUAGUGAAAAGUGUCAGAAGAACUAUUAAACAAAGUGUCGGAAGAAAAUAAUUGUAUGGGAUUACUAUGUGCAAUACAGAAGAUAUAUUAUAGAAUUUUCUAUUCACACAAACAGCUUUUUAAAUCAAUACUGAAAUACACUAUGAAAAAGGUAAAAAAAAUAAAUAAAUAUUGGUUUUAUUAUUUUUUUUUUUUCUCAAUAUAGAUACCUGACCCAGUGCUGCUCUUUGUUACUGAUAUUACAUUAUCACCAUACUUUCAUAUAUGCCUAAUUUUUUUCGUUUGUAUAAAGCAUGCUGUUGGUUGCUGGUGUCAUUGACACAAGAUGUGACGAACUGUGUGUCUUCUAAUGAAUGUGUGGGUGUGUCCACAACAUGCUGAUCAGUAUUUAAGAAGGAGAUGGAAACAUGCUUUUUCCCUUCACUCAGGCUGGUCCUAAAUGUUUGGGAAAGGGUGUUUAGAAGAGAGUGAGGAAGUAGAAAAUAAAGAUUGGAAUGAAAAUGAGUUCAAUGUUAAAAUGUUACAGACAUAAGAAGACAAAGUGGAUUUGAUUGGAUUGUAUAAUGCCUGUUUCUUAAGUAAGAUGACGUGGAAGUAAUUGUAUUGAAUUGAAUUGUUGAGUCCGAUUUUAAUUAACAUUUUUGUGAAGAUAAGAAUUCGUAAUAGGUAACAUGUACAAAACCAACGUUAUCUUUGACGCUAAUUGACAAUCACUAAGAAGUUUUGCAAGCUGUUGUUUUAAACUUACUGAACCACCACUUAGAACACCCGACUGGAAGAACUUCAAUCUACAGUCCAUUAUGGUGUCUCGUAAGUAGUUAAAAUUCAAUCACAACCGAUAUUUAACUGAAUAACGAACACUUAAAACAAAAUGUAUUGCGUGAGUUAAUACUAACAUCACACCCUUUUAUCCCGGUGAGACUGAACCGUAAAUGUGGCAGAUGUUCUGCUGACCCAUAUUCAUCACGGUGGAUCACUCAGUGAACAUUUCAGGAGACAGGCCUAAUAGAAUAAUUUGAGUAUCAUUUGUGUGCGUUUUGUUUUGGAUGGAUUUUCUGUGUUUCACUUUUGAAAGUGCUGACUGACAAUCUUCGGUUGAGAAUAACUGAUAUUGGACUUUUGUGUGCCUUUUUUUUUUUUUUUUUUUUGUAUUUCAGUGCUUUAGUCGGGUGGGACUUUUUGACUUCUGUGAUCUUCCUUAAUGUAUUAUGUAAUACAGCUACUAUUGAAUAUAUAUAGAUAUAUUUAUACAGAUCUACAUAUUUUUUGUAUCUUUAUUAUUUUCCAUUUUUCUGAGCUAACUUCUGAACCUCUGUGUAUUCAGUAUUACAGACAGUAAAUAUUUGGAUUCAUAUCUUUUUACAUACAUGUAUGAACCAAGAAUUUGUUAAAUAUGCUUUCACUGUUCUCACAUGUGUAAAUGUAUAUUCCUAAAUUAAAUUAAAUAAAUGAAUCCCA